UUUACAUAAAUUAAGCUUCAGUGAAGCGCUAUAAAAUGAUGGUGCCAAAUAACACGACAGAGCCAGAUAUUUUUCUGUUCAAAAGUGGAUACGAGUUCCCCGUUUACGGGUUGGCUACUGGAAUGUUUUACUACAUACACAUACCGGCAAUUGUAUGCUUAAUCGCGAGUGUCAUCUGCGCAUUGGCAACCAUAGUUUUGUCCUUUAAGGAUCGCAAGGUUGGUGAGUUUUUCACUGAGUGGUCUAAAGGAGAGAGGCUUGUCGUCUACAUUUCAACCUGCGAUGGGCUAUUCAGUGCCUCUAACUUGAUGAACCAUCUACAGGUCUUGUUCACGUUGGCCCACGUGAGACCCAAAGAGCUAUGUGUCUUUUACGGAUUUGUCAUGACGCUCUUUGUUGUUGCCCAGAUUCUCAUCGUGAAUCUCGUGGCUAUCAACCUCUUCGUCAUGAUGUUCCUGAGCAAGAACAUUUCGUUUGGCAAGUAUGACAGCGGUUUGCUGAUCUGGGCGUUUGGGGUCUCCCUCCUUGGGGCAACGGUUGCAGCCUCUUAUGAGCAGUUUGGGCCGAUGGGAAUUGCAUGCUUUAACGACGCUUUCAAGGGCCACAAGGCAAAUAUGGUCCUCACUACAAUCCCAGUACCAGUGAUCCUGGUUACCAACAUUGUGCUCUACAUCGUUACCUUCAUCAGGAUUCGCAGCGGUGCAAUGAUUCGCUCCCUCGGCACAAAUGCGAGCGCUGUUAAGCGCCAUAUUAAAGCUGCAAAGAGGAUGUCAAUGUUUGUCUUGGUGUUCGUAGCUCAAUGGUGGUGUUUUGGUCUUGUUUGCGCUUGGUCACUGUUUGUGGACAAUCUUUUGGAAAUACCGGAACAUUUGAACUACUUCUUGGUCAUAUUUACCAAUCUCGGGGGUGUCCUCAACUUGGUAGUUUAUCUCCUGGUGUUUAGAAAUAAAAGUCGGUCAUUCAUGUACAAUCCACGACAUAUGGAGAACAAAAGAAACGCCGACCUUCAGCCAGCGAUAAUGACAUCAUCAACGAAGCAACAUUUUUCUCCGAAAUCCGAAACGGAAGUUUUUUUAGAGAUGAUAAAUAACGAAGAAUCAACUGAACUCUGAUGUAGAAUUAUAUUAAGUCAGUGCAUCAAAGAAAACUUUAUUUAACUCUUGAAUUCAGUCGGUACAUUUAUGUUAUUUGAAAUAGAUAAUA
This is a messenger RNA of Mya arenaria, 1203 nucleotides long. RefSeq lists its product as uncharacterized. Bases 36 to 1112 code for a protein of 358 amino acids. Gene Ontology annotation, molecular function: G protein-coupled receptor activity. The record is from RefSeq and is a predicted model, not a curated record. Gene Ontology annotation, cellular component: plasma membrane. The transcript has 2 exons. Lineage: Eukaryota; Metazoa; Mollusca; Bivalvia; Myida; Myidae. Gene Ontology annotation, biological process: adenylate cyclase-activating G protein-coupled receptor signaling pathway.